Messenger RNA from Leptopilina boulardi, 1596 nucleotides. It is a transcript of the gene swi2, whose product is annotated as protein singed wings 2. Gene Ontology annotation, cellular component: plasma membrane. The coding region runs from base 99 to 1481 and encodes 460 amino acids. Gene Ontology annotation, molecular function: protein binding. The record is from RefSeq and is a predicted model, not a curated record. NCBI's taxonomy places the organism in Eukaryota, Metazoa, Arthropoda, Insecta, Hymenoptera, Figitidae. The transcript has 10 exons.
CAUUUAUUCGUUUGGUACUGAAGCACUUUUGCUCAGUUUACUUUGAGAUUUUCAUCUGAAAUCAGUGUUGCGAAGAAGAUAGUUUUUUUUUCAUAAUAAUGAUAUUAAACAAUUCAAAUCAUAUAAUUAUAUUAUUAUUAUUUUUAUCGAUGAAAUUGAAACACUUGUGUGGAAUUCAUGUUUGUGAAUUAGAAGCCACAAAAUUAACAGAUGUUUUUCCUCUUUGUCGAUUUAAAAAAGAUCAUUUAAUUUGUCACGGUGGAAUUGAAUCAUGGAAAUUUGGAUCAAAAAAUUUACACAGUUUAACAUUGUGCGAUUGGCCGGAAAUAAAUUUUGAUUCAGAGAGAAUUUUACAAUAUUUUCCAUCUCUGAAAAAUUUGUCUAUUAUUAAUGGUAGUAUUAUAAAUAUUUCCAGUCCUUUUCCAGUGGAAUGCCAAAAAAUAGAGAGACUAGAAAUUAUUGGAACGAAAUUACAACAAUUUCAAGAGGGAAUUUUUAAAAAUUUAUCAUCACUUCAAAUUUUAGAUUUAAGAUAUAAUAGUCUAAAUGAAAUAAAUCCGGAAAUUUUCAAUUUAUCAUCUUUACAGUUCAUUUACCUGUUUGGAAAUCCUUGGAAAUGUAGAAAGGAAAUGUCAUGGAUUCUUGAAUCAGGAAAUUAUUCCAUUGCUAAUAAAAUUGAUGAUAAAUUUGAUUUACAAUGCUCAGCUCCAUACGAUGGACGACCACUUGUUCCGGUGGUAGAAAUAUUAGUAGCUCUAAAUGAUGAAUGUAAACAAACUGUUUGUGAAUGUCAAUUGACUUAUGUUUACGGACGAGUAGACAGGCAAAUUCAAAAGCAAUUAAUGGCUUUUGUUUCUGUUAAUUGUAGUAAUCGAGGAUUAACAGAAAUGCCACCAUUUUUACCGGCCAACACGACAGUUCUUCAACUUUCGGAAAAUGAGAUUACGGACUUGACACCUUUGAAGGCAAAUCCUGUUUAUAAGCGAGUUUUAGAUCUUUAUUUGGAUUUUAAUUUAGUGGAGACUGUUAGUCUUCUCGAUGGAUCAUAUUGGCUGGAAAACUUUCGACUUCUUAGCCUCCGCAAUAAUAAAUUAACAGAUCUACCAACUUAUGCCCUAGAGCAUGUUUUACCUCAUAGUAUAAAUUCAGCUCGUUUAUAUCUUGGUAAUAAUCCAUGGAGAUGCGAUUGUUUGUUUACUCCAGGAUUUCAGGAUUUUUUAAUUCGAUUUGCAAAUUUAGUAAAAGACAUCAAUGAUAUUCGUUGUUCGGGUGAUGCAAGUGAAAAUUCCCAUAAACAGAUUCGAGAACUGAAAAGAACUGAAAUUUGCAUUUCACCGGACUAUAAUUACUGGUUGCCUUUGGACAUUUUAAACAUUAUACUUGCAUUGUUAAUAUUUCUUGUCAUUGGAAAAUUAUUGUAUGAUUAUUGGUGUUUCAAAAGAACUGGAAAACUACCUUGGAUAGUAACGAAAAUACCUUAAUGUCUUUAUUUAUAUUAAAAAUUAUUACCUUUUAUUUUGUAGUUUAAAGUUGAUUUUCAUUAUUAUUAUUAUUAUUAUUAUUUCACCAAUAAAAUAAUUUCCUUGUUAAGUUCUA